GUACACACUCAUCACCCCUAAUGUCAUCCGUGUGGAGAGUGAGGAGACAAUUGUUGUAGAGGCUCAUGAUUACACCAGUCCUCUUGAUGUUCUAAUUACUAUCUAUAACUUUCCCCUGAAGAACACCACGUUGACUACGACACAAGCCAGGCUAGAACCUCGAAAUGGCAUGGUGGUCUCUGCAAAAAUAAAGAUUCCAGCUCAUGAUGUGAAGAACAUCCAAAGUAGACAGUUUAUAUAUAUCCAAGCUUCCAGCUCCCAGUUCACCUUGGAGAACAUUGUUCGACUUUCUUUUGAAAUUGGCUAUAUCUUCAUUCAAACGGAUAAACCAAUCUACAAAUCUGGAUCAACAGGCAUAGGUGUGCUCCAUACUAGAGGUUCUAGGUUCAACCCUUUAACAGGAUUUGAACUCUCAGGUCUUGUACUCCUCCACUGUGGAGAAUACCUAUACCUGAAGAGUGCCAAUAAGGAGGAAAUGGGUUGGGCAGUGCCGCCUCCUGUAAAAUAUCGACUGUUCACUGUUGGACACACACUGGACCCCAAAACAAAGCCUGUCUCCAUAGAGAUUUUGAAUCCUGAUAGGAUUGUGGUUGAUAAGAGCUUGGCAUUAUCUGAAGAUGGCGGCAUCAUUACCAAGAACUACAGUAUCUCUGACAUUUCAGUAACUGGAAUCUGGAAGAUUGUUGCCAGGUUUGAAGAUAAUUUGCAGGAAACGUUUGCCACUGAAUUUGAAAUCAAGGAAUAUGUGUUGCCAAACUUCAAGGUGACCCUGGAGUCCCCUCAAAAGUUUUUUUAUAUUGACGACAAUGAACUGAUCAUUGACAUCACUGCCAGAUACUUAUUUGGUGAGAAUGUUCAAGGCCAGGCUUUUGCCAUCUUUGGAGUGGUGGUGGGACAUGAUAAGAAAAGCAUCACAGAAUCACUCAGCAACAUUCCGAUCAGUGAUGGAAAGGGACAUGCAAAGCUUACCAGACAAAUGCUGCAGAGCAGUUUCCCCAACCUUCACAAUAUUGUGGGGAACUCCAUCUAUGUAUCUGUGUCAGUACUAACAGGAAGUGACAUGGUGCAAGCAGAGAAAUCUGGGAUCUACCUUGUACGCUCUCCCUACAGAAUUCUUUUCCCCAAAGCCUCCAAGUACUUCAAACCAGGGAUGCCUUUCAGCCUUGCACUUGUUGUGGAAUACCCAGGUGGUUCCCCAGCCCCUAAUAUUCCUGUCUGCACUGUGACCACCCCAAAAGACUGCAGUGUAUCACAAGCAGAUGGAACAGCAUAUGUGGUUGUGAAUAUAGAAACUAAUGCUGCAUCUCAGCUGUCUGUAAUGGUGAAAACAGAAGUCUCUAACCUGCCUGAAUCCCGUCAAACCUCAGCUGUGUGGACAAUAUAUGCUUAUAAAACUCCAGGAAAUUCCAGGAAUUACCUCCAUCUCACAGCAGCAACAGGGAAACAGAAACCUGGAGACACCUUGUUUGUAUCCUUCUAUCUUGGUGUCAGCAAUCCUGUCACUGGAAACCAGAUCCGCUACUUCACUUACAUAAUCCUAAGCAAAGGGAAAGUGUUCCAAUUUGGGAGGCUGCCCCGGCAAGCAGGACAGAAUCCAGUGCUUAUGUCUCUGCCCAUCACUUCAGAUCUGAUUCCUUCUUUACGGAUUGUGGCUUACUACAAAAUUGGCAAUGACGAAAUCAUAGCAGACUCUAUAUGGGUGGAUGUGGAAGACACCUGCAUGGGAGUGCUCAAUGUCACAGGUGCAUCACAAGAUGACAACCUUAUACAGAGGCCACGCACCCACAUGAACCUCAAAGUGACUGGCAAUCCAGGGGCCAAGGUGGGCCUAGUGGCUGUGGAUAAAGCUGUAUAUGUUUUGAAAGAAAAGACCAAACUGUCCCAAGCGAAGAUAUGGAAAACUGUGGAGAAGAAGGACACUGGCUGCACAACUGGAGGCGGCAGGGACAGUGCUGAUGUUUUUGUGGGUGCUGGUCUGGCAGUGCAGACCAGUUCUGGCUACAGGACAGCUACAGACUGCCCUUCGUCCAGGUUCCGCCGUCGUCGCUACUUAGAUUUUCAGUUGGUGAAGAAAGCAAGCAAAGCCAAGGAAUAUCUGAAUCAUGUCCAUCGGAAGUGCUGCGAGGAUGGCAUGACAGAAAAUCCCAUGGGCUAUUCCUGCACACGACGAAGUCAGUACAUCCUGGAUGGCCCUGAAUGUAUUCGUGCCUUCCUUGACUGCUGCCACCACUUCUUUGGCAGCACAGAGGAGGAGGAGGAGGAUGAUGAUGAGGAUGAGGAGGAGGAUGAUGAUGAUGAUGAUGAUGAUGAUGAUGAUGAUGAAAUUGUGUCUCGAUCCCAAUUUGCUGAGAGUUGGCUUUGGAUGGAGGAAACCCUUCCUCUGGAGGCAGAUUUCAAUGGGUUCUCUUCCAAAACACUUCCUUUGUACCUAGAGGACUCCAUCACCACCUGGGAAGUGCUGGCCAUCAGUCUUUCCAAGACAAAGGGUAUCUGCAUAGCUGACCCCUAUGAGAUCAUGGUGAAGCAAGAUUUCUUCAUUGACUUACGGCUUCCCUAUUCCAUUGUGCGCAAUGAGCAAGUGGCCAUACGAGCUGUGGUGUACAACUAUGCAAAAUGGACUUUCAAUGUCCGUGUGGACCUGGUGUACAACGAAAAACUCUGCAGUUCCAGCACUAGGACAGACCGAUUACGACAGCACAUCACAGUUCAAGCUGGCACCUCUCACGAUGUUACGUAUGUGAUUGUUCCUCUGGAGGUGGGAGAUGUGGAAAUUGAAGUGAAAGCUUUUGUGAAGGGAAUUCCUUUGGCUGAUGGUGUGAGGAAGAAGCUCCGGGUGGUGCCAGAAGGGGUGAGAAUCUUAAAGAAUGUCAGAAGUGUCCUGCUAGAUCCACAGAACCAAGCUUCAGCUUCUGGACAGCAACUCGUGAACAUUGAACCCAUGGACCUUAGUGAUGUAGUUCCCAACACUGAGCCUGUUACUCUCAUCAGUAUAACAGGUGACAUUGUGAGCGAGACAAUAGAGAACUCCAUUGAUGGAGCCAACCUGAAGCAUCUUAUUCAGAUUCCCUCAGGCUGUGGGGAGCAAAAUAUGAUUGGUCUGACUCCUGCAGUAAUUGCUACCCACUAUCUGGAUAGUACUGAUCAGUGGCAGAGGAUAGGGGUGGAGCGCCGUGCUGAGGCCAUCAACAUCAUCAAAAAAGGAUACAUACAGCAGCUGGCCUACAGAAAAAGCGAUAGUUCCUAUGCAGCAUUCAUAGAUCGUCCAUCAAGCACUUGGCUGACGGCAUACGUGGUAAAGGUCUUUGCAAUGGCCAGUCCACUCAUUUCUGUUGAUAGUCAACUUCUUUGUGGGGCUGUGAAAUGGCUUAUUAAGCAGAAGCAACUAUUCACUGGUGCCUUCAAGGAAGAUGCUCCUGUGAUUCAUGGAGAGAUGGUGGGUGGAUCCCGAGAUUUGGAGCCAGAAGUGUCCCUGACAGCCUUUGUAGUAAUUGCUAUGCACGAGUCUAAAAAGAUCUGUCAGAUUCAUGUAUCGGAUUUGGACAUGAGAAUCAGCCAGGCAGGAGAGUACUUGGCUGGGAGACUGGAGACCCUGCAGAAGAGUUACUCCAUUGCCAUCACCUCUUACGCGCUGUCUUUGCUGGGGAGAAAUAAAGACGCCCAGAAGCUGAUUGACCAUUUCACAGGAACCCACUGGCCUGACCCCAGCUCCAAACUGUACUCCCUUGAGGCUACAUCUUAUGGCCUGCUGACUCUCCUCCAGAUCAACAGGCUUGACCUAGCCAGCCCCGUUGUCCGCUGGCUGACAGAGCAGAGGUUCUACGGAGGUGGCUAUGGCUCAACCCAGGCAACAAUUAUGGUCUUCCAGGCACUAGCUCAGUACCAGAUGUCUGCAUUAAAGAGCAGGCGUGACGAUGACUUCUUAGAUAUUACUAUUAUGCUGCCAACCUGCAGUGAUUCAGUCCACUGGCGGAUCCAGCACGAAAAUGCUAUGUUAACCCGGACAGAGCAGACUAAAAGCACUGAAGGUUUCACAGUCUCUGCCCGUGGAACAGGAAAAGGAACUCUAUCGGUCAUGAGAGUGUAUUACGCCCCUCUGACUGAAGACAUGGCUCUUUGCAAGAAGUUUCAUGUCACUGUCUCACUGACAAAGACCACUGUUAAGAAGCCAGAGGGAGCCCUGGGCUUGAGGGACAUGGAGAUCUGCAUACAAUACCUGGGUGACACUGAUGCCACCAUGACCAUUGUUGAUAUCUCCUUGCUGACUGGAUUCUCUCCAGAUAAGGAUGACUUACAAAAGCUAACAAACCAUGUUGACAAAUACAUAUCCAGGUAUGAAAUGAACAAUAUCCUCUCCAGCAAGGGUUCUCUCAUCCUCUACCUGGACAAGGUGUCCAACACACAGCAUGAGUGCCUGCGGUUUAAAGUACGUCAAUACUUUGAAGUGGGAAUAAUCCAGCCAGGAACAGUGACUGUUUAUGAAUACUACGCCAUGGAGAACCGUUGCACAAAAUUUUACCAUCCAAGAAAGGAAGAUGGGCUCCUGAGUACAUUGUGUCAGGAAAAUACCUGCCGUUGCAUGAAAGAAAAAUGCAGUUCAGUGAAGAAGAUCACAUCUACGCCCAGCAAUGCAAUGAGGAUGGAGGCUGCUCGUAAACCUGAAGUAGAUUAUGUCUAUAAAGGUUACCUGGAAAAAACUGAGCAGAAAGGCACGUACAUCUACUACUUCAUGAAGAUUGUGGAAGUCAUCAAGGAAGGAGCGGAACCAGCUGUUCAAGGGAAGAUCCGGCAAUUCAUUAGCCCUUUACUGUGCCAGGGGACCCUGGAGAUGCAAGUGGGUAAAGACUACUUGCUCUGGAGCCGCCGAAGCGACAUGUGGGACCUCAAAAAAGAAAUGGCAUAUCUGCUUACCAGCUACUCCUGGAUUGAGCUAUGGCCCACCAGCCAAGAAUGCCAGCAAGGGACCUUGCAAAUCUUGUGCCAAGAGCUUCAAGCCUUCAGUGAACACAUGAAAACAACCAGCAGACAAGUGAAAACAACCAGUGGACACAUGAAAACAACCAGCUGCACACAAUAAAAAAGAGGAGCAGCUGCCUCCUGUACUCUUCUGAGGGACAUCAGAAAGUAUAAUACAGCCACUUCAUUGUCAUAGCAAAAUACUGAACAUGCAUCAUCAGUAUGAAAUGGAAUAUGUUUUCAGAAUGGUGUCUCCCCAAGCUUGAUGUAAAUGUGUUUAAAGAGGCUGCAAUCCUCAAAUUGCAGAUGUAUUGUGAAUUGUAUAUGAAAAAUCUCUAAUUGAUCACUUUGGGCCAAACCAAAAAUGCAGCAUCUUUUGCAACUGCUUAGUCUAGUGAAAAUAGUUUCCUUCAGGUCAAAUUCGACUUAUGCAUGUAGCUUCUCCGCAGCAACAGAGGAGUGGUUGUCGGGCCACCUUCUGGUUUUUCCUGGUGGUCCAAACCAAAUAUUAACCAAGGUCAACUCUGUUUAGGUUUUGGAAACUAGCCAAGAUUAGGUAGA
Messenger RNA from Python bivittatus (Burmese python), 5514 nucleotides. The record is from RefSeq and is a predicted model, not a curated record. Lineage: Eukaryota; Metazoa; Chordata; Lepidosauria; Squamata; Pythonidae.